AUGUCUGCUGAUUGUGCUGAAGCAUACGACAAAAUGAGUACAUGGGUAGUCCUGUUGUCAAUUGUCCCCAUCACAUUCAGCCUGAUAACAGUCGUCUUAUUAUGUGCAUCCCUUCUAAAAGUGAAAAAGAUGAUUGGAAUUUGUGAUGGAAUCUCGGCAAGUGCUCACUGGUUAUCACGUACCGCUGUUCGUGUCGGAAUCGGAGAAACUGCUCGAAUGACGAUUCAAGAGUAUGCGGCGACGAAGCCAGAGUUGAAGAGAUUGCUUAAAUAG
Caenorhabditis remanei is the source of this 273-nucleotide messenger RNA. RefSeq lists its product as uncharacterized. Lineage: Eukaryota; Metazoa; Nematoda; Chromadorea; Rhabditida; Rhabditidae. The record is from RefSeq and is a predicted model, not a curated record. The transcript is spliced from 2 exons. Bases 1 to 273 code for a protein of 90 amino acids.